UCUGCUUCGAGCCUCGCUCUUGAGUAAGGCCCCACCGCUGUGGUCAGCAUGGGAGCGUCUGGGGUGGACGAUAGGCGACUACUUCAUGUCGUUGGUGGUCUUUGUUACCAUUUCCAUCACUUGGUGGCGGGGCGCCUGGAACCUCCUCGACUACUACGUCUUCCCUACCCACCGGGCCCUCCGCGCUCUUGUGCUGACCCUCGCGGGCAUGACUUUUAACGUCCUGGGCUUUCUCUGCUACCCCUCCCUGCUGCGGUGGUCGCGUCGGAUUACCUGCCGUCGAGAAAGCUACGUGUUCGGGACGGUCAAGCGCCUGGUGUUGCUGCUGCGCAUGCUUGCCUCGGUGGCGCACUGGACAGGGGUCUGGGACGCCGUGGACGGGGCUUUCUGUGGAGAGGAGGCGACCAGCGACUGCAGCUUCGACUACAGCAGCUUGGGCACCAUCACGUGC
This is a messenger RNA of Nannochloropsis gaditana CCMP526, 451 nucleotides long. RefSeq lists its product as uncharacterized. The transcript is spliced from 2 exons. The record is from RefSeq and is a predicted model, not a curated record. The annotation marks the transcript as partial.